UAAUCUACAUGGAAAGCGUCCUGCAGAUUACGCAGUGAGCCAGGAGAUGCUGGCGAUUUUCCAGGAAGCUGCAGAAGGAACCCAAUAUGCUAAUUCUCAUACAUCUCAUAGCCCCUCAGCCACUAUCUCCGCGUCGAGUGAGAGUGCGAGAAGGGAUCAGACUUUGAUGUUAUUGGCCAGCAAGCUAUCAUCGCCUGAGCAGCGUCAGCUAGUCAAACUGGGAGUGCUACUGGGAGGAAGGAUCGUUGAUACCUUUUCUGGCUCAGUGAGCCAUGUCGUCGUGCCAGAAGGACAAAUGCCCACCACCUACUCCACCCUCCUGGGUCUUCUUGCUGGCUGCUGGGUUGUCAAAUACAGCUGGGUGAAAGCAUGUCUGCAGGCGGGAAAGUGGCUGCCUGAAGCUGAGCAUGAAGCGGGAGAAGGCCCUCAGCGCAGUCGGAUCAACAGAUGUAGUUUGCUUCCACCGCUUUUCGAUGGCUGUUUCUUCUUCCUCCUCGGCUCCUUUAAGGGGACGACCAAAAACGAGCUCGCCAAGCUGUUGCGAGAAGGAGGCGGCCAACUUCUGAGCCGGCAGCCAAAGCCGGACAGCGACGUUACACAGACUCUGAAUGCAGCAGCCUACCAUGCAGAGCCAGGCUCUGACCAGGCGCUCUGCACCCAGUACAUCAUCUACGACCCACAAGGAACCUACAAGCCGGCGGUUGUCAGACGAGGGAAAGUGUGGUCCGCUCCCUCAACCUGGAUCAUCGACUGCAUUGCAGCCUUCAGCCUCCUCCCUGUGCCUGAGCAUUAAAUUACAAUCCGUUUUCUUUUUUCUUCCUUUUUUAUUCUCUAUGAAUAACAUUUCUUCUAGAUUUUACUCAAUCUGAAUGCUUUUUAACUUGUGGUACAUUGGUUGUUUUCUAUCACAGAUAACUAAUUCUUUUGCGAACUAAAAUAAUUAUGUAUCAUUUUAUGAUCCUGUGUUUAAAAUGACACAGAUCUAAUGAAGUUGUUCUUUUUAGACUUGUAUUAGUAACAAAUGUUUGCUUUCAGUGCCUCAUAAGACUGAAAUAACUACAAUGGAAAUUGAAAAAAACAAAAACAAAACAAAACAAAAAAUCAAUCCAGCCAGUAAGUUUGUGUUUUCAGAAAAUUAGUUUAUAUAGUUUUUGUGGAGUAGUUUGUGUAAUUGUAUGUUUCUCUGAAUUAAAAAUAUUCUUCAGUA
This is a messenger RNA of Poecilia latipinna (sailfin molly), 1207 nucleotides long. RefSeq names its product BRCA1 associated RING domain 1 (gene bard1). Gene Ontology annotation, biological process: protein K6-linked ubiquitination. Gene Ontology annotation, cellular component: BRCA1-A complex; BRCA1-BARD1 complex. NCBI's taxonomy places the organism in Eukaryota, Metazoa, Chordata, Actinopteri, Cyprinodontiformes, Poeciliidae. Gene Ontology annotation, molecular function: ubiquitin-protein transferase activity. The annotation marks the transcript as partial. The record is from RefSeq and is a predicted model, not a curated record. The transcript has 5 exons.